AUGCCACUGCAGCAAAGCCCUUCCAGAUACCUUUAUAAUCUUUCCUCUACCAUCUACAUAGCAACUCUAGCACUUGCACUUCGCUCAGCAUGGGCCAUCAAGCUUUCUAGGCUUCUAAAAGCCACUAUGCACUAUGCAAAUGAAGCUCAAGAAAUGGGUUCCUGCAUAAGUCUGAAGGUCACCAUGUUUGUUCAGAACCGCCUGGUCUCCGCAGCUACCAAAAACAUCUCACAAAUCCAGCCUUGCCUCUGGCUACAUUUAUACAAGGUUACAUUAUCUGGGCUCCAAAAGCAGGUGGAUUUGCAUUGGAACUCUGGGGCCCCUGUCUGCUACGUGACUUUGAAUAAGGCACAUGACCUUCUCUGCCUUUUGUCCCUCAUUGAAAAAUCUCAGCUCUUCCACCUAAACUCCAACUUUGCCACACGUGCCCCUCUUGAACUCAGCAGGAGGGUUACGGUCCCCGCUGGUGGGGCUAGGGGAGGCGCCCUCCUGCCUGCCCGGGUCUGGGAAGCCGGAGUUCGCGUUGGCAGCCCUCCGAGCCGCCUAGACCGGCAGUUUCGAACGGAGCCCGGGAUCUUGGUGAAGAACCUGCCCCAGGACAGCAACUGCCAGGAAGUUCAUGAUUUGUUAAAAGACUAUGAGUUAAAGUAUUGCUAUGUGGACAGAAAUAAACGAACAGCAUUUGUAACCUUAUUGAAUGGGGAACAAGCCCAGAAUGCAAUUCAGAUGUUUCAUCAAUAUUCUUUUCGAGGAAAGGAAUUAAUAGUCCAGCUCCAGCCAACAGAUGCUUUGCUGUGUAUUACCAACCUGCCCAUUUCUUUUACAUUAGAAGAAUUUGAGGAACUCGUUCGUGCUUAUGGAAAUAUUGAGAGAUGUUUCCUGGUUUAUAGUGAAGUCACUGGUCAUUCCAAAGGCUAUGGAUUUGUGGAAUACAUGAAAAAAGACUUCGCUGCAAAGGCCAGGUUGGAGCUGUUGGGCAAACAGUUGGGAGCAUCAGCACUCUUUGCACAAUGGAUGGAUGUUAAUCUCUUGGCCUCAGAGCUCAUUCAUUCUAAGUGCCUUUGUAUAGAUAAACUCCCUAGUGACUACCGGGAUUCAGAAGAGCUGCUGCAGUUUUUUUCCAGUGUCCAUAAACCUGUGUUUUGCCAGCUUGCGCAGGAUGAAGGUAGCUAUGUCGGUGGCUUUGCAGUGGUUGAAUAUAACACUGCAGAGCAGGCUGAAGAGGCGCAGCAUGCGGCGGAUGGAAUGACCAUCAGGGGAAGCAAAAUCCGGGUUUCCUUCUGUGCCCCGGGAGCGCCAGGGCGAAGUACAUUAGCAGCAUUGAUAGCGGCUCAACGUGUGAUGCACAGUAAUCAAAAGGGAUUGCUUCCGGAACCCAAUCCAGUGCAAAUUAUGAAAAGUUUAAACAAUCCUGCCAUGCUACAAGUUCUUCUGCAACCCCAGCUGUGUGGGCGAGCUGUAAAACCAGUUCUUGGAACACCUCACAACUUGCCACAUCUGAUGAAUCCGUCCAUUUCCCCUGCACUUUUACAUUUGAAUAAAGCUCAUCAGAGCUCAGUGAUGGGUGGUACUUCUAAUUUAUUCCUUCAGAACCUUUCUCACGUCCCUCUGGCACAGCAACAGUUAAGGAAGUUUGAGAAGAUUCACACUAAUAACAAACCUGGCUUACUUGGAGAACCCCCAGCUGUGGUACUUCAAAGUGCCCUAGGAAGAGGGUCAGCCCUUCCAUUGAAAGCGGAGUUGGGACCUCGUGGGGAAGCACAUAAAAGAGGCUUACUAACGGGACACCACAAGCAGUCACAAAGCCAGCCCAAAGGCACGGAGAUAAAUCCUGGGGCUGCCUCCAAGAAUCAGACUUCACUCUUGGGAGAACCACCAAAAGAGAUUCGGCUCAGUAAAAACCCGUAUUUGAAUUUGGCGAGCGUGCUGCCUGGUGUGUGCUUAUCAUCCCCUGUAAGUAAAACCACUCUACGUAAGACUGGAAUUACAGGCAACAUUCUGGAUGCAAUCUCUCAGGGAAAAGAACCACAACAUGCGUUGGAGAAGUGCAUUGCCUACUCUCCAUCUUUUGGCGAUUAUGCACAGGUGUCAUCUUUAAGAAAUGAAAAGCGAGGUGCAUCCUAUCUCAUCUCCGCCCCAGAAGGUGGUUCUGUGGAACUUGCUGACCAGCAUUCUCAGGGGACAGGAGCAUAUUACAUGGAAAGCUACUUAAAAAAGAAACGUGUAUACUGAGUUCAGGUCCCUCUCUGUCCCUCCUAAGGUUCUCUGCAGUAUCUCUGCUGUUCAUCGCUGCCUUAACUUCAUUCAGACUAGCCAUAUCCUUUAAAUAUUACGGGUUUCUCACUCCCCACCAGGAACUGUGUUGUGCAGCAGGCAGAAUUGCCAAAUAAAUAAGCAGCAAUAAGAAGAGACAUUAAUUGAGGAUGCUGUCCAUUACAAUCAGACGCAUCUUAAUGUAGUACUAACUUCCAAUCCAUUGUAGAAACUACAGAGCUUCCGAUCUUCCUUGUUGUAGGACUGGGAAUCAUUUUGACACCAUACAUAACAUUUAUUGAAGCAAUAAAUGGGGAAUGGUCUUAUUUCCCACGCCUUAGAAGGAUGAGUUUCUUAAAAGCCAAUGUGCAUUUCAAUUUACUGUCCCUAGAAGCAAUCUCAUUUAUAGAUUUUUAGGAUUUUUUCCUAGAACUGCAAGGGGGCAAGUACCCAAAGUGGUGAUGGUAAUGUUCUGAAGAUGCUCUAGAGGAGAACACCCACGCAUUCGUAAACCAGUGGAGGGGCAGAGAGGCCCAAGGUGUCCACCACCACAGACGCGUUACUUGCCAGGUGUUACUGACUGUCGAUACCCUUCGUGAACAACGCAAGGUAUACUGAGAAAAGUAGCUUUGGUGUUCUAACUCAGGGGUCAGCGAACUACACCCUGAGGGCAAAUUUGGUCCCCUACCUGCUAUGCUGCCUGCAUGCCCAGAAUGAUGUUUACAUUGUUAAACAGGAUAAAAGAAAAUUUAUGACAUGAAAUUUCUAUGAAAUUCUAAUUUCACUGCCUAUAAAUAAGUAUUUUAUAGGCAUGCCGCCCUGCCCAUUCAUUCAUUGAUAUAACUGUGGCUACUUUUGUGCUAGGGUGGAGGACUGCGUAGUUUUGACAGAGACCACAUAACCUGCAGAGUCUGAAAUACGGACUGUCUGGCCCUUUACAGAGCAAGUUUGCUGACCCCUGAUCUGAUAGCACUAAUUCCCUAUUUUUUUACUUCAUCUAAAAGAGACCAUUAACCUUUGAGACAGACUUGUCAGUGGUAAAGAACAGUUUUUUGUAUCUUAUAGGAUAGACUAAUGAUCGCAUUGCUAGAACAGGGCCUACGGUCAUCACCAAAUACCCUAUUUCUACAGUCUCACAAAGCAGCCAGCACUGCCCUUUCUGAAGGAGUCUUACAGAGUACCAGUAUUUAUACCCAUUUUGAACCCCCCUUUUUCUGUCACUCUUUGGUAGUUUGUCAGGUGGAAAAUAACCAGCUAUUUAACUUCUGAAAAUAUUUUUGUCUUUAUUGCUUUAUGACUUUUGCCACCAUGUCCUGAAGACCUUGGUAUUAAAUGCAUGAGAAACUUUGCCAUCUAGAAGUGUCUAAGUUUGUUCAUUGUUAUUAGACUAAAGGAUGAUGUGAGUUGGAGGUUUAUGAUAUGAUCCUAGCCCUUUGAAACCAGAUCAUAUCAUUUUUAGGGACUUAUUUUUUUGACUAGGAUAUAGAUAUCCUGUUCUAAUUAGGACAUAAGAAUUGAUACAUUUGUUGUAUGCUUUGUAAAGAAUUUUACUUGGUCUAAUUUAUUGCGUGUACUAGCUUCUGCUGGAAGGUGACAGCUAGGAAGUUUAACCAGGAUGAUUUUCAAGUAUACUACCUAAACAUAACCGACGAGGUUGAGGCCUCGCUCAGUUACACGGCAGAUGACGAACGGCUUCUCCAUGCUCUGUAUUCCUCCUCCCUGUUUUCCUAUUGCGUUUUGCCCCGCCUCCGCCACCAUGCACACAGAAGAAAGGAAAGACGGUGACUUUAUAUCAGAGCCACAGUGUGAAAGAAAAGGCUGAAAGGACUAAAACACAGGUGUUUUGGAAUAUGGCGAUUUGCCAUCCGUACCGGCCU
Messenger RNA from Tupaia belangeri chinensis (Chinese tree shrew), 4130 nucleotides. RefSeq names its product ribonucleoprotein, PTB binding 2 (gene RAVER2). Gene Ontology annotation, molecular function: mRNA binding. The transcript is spliced from 16 exons. NCBI's taxonomy places the organism in Eukaryota, Metazoa, Chordata, Mammalia, Scandentia, Tupaiidae. The record is from RefSeq and is a predicted model, not a curated record. Gene Ontology annotation, cellular component: nucleus. The coding region runs from base 1 to 2232 and encodes 743 amino acids.